Messenger RNA from Setaria italica (foxtail millet), 1869 nucleotides. RefSeq names its product exonuclease mut-7 homolog. The record is from RefSeq and is a predicted model, not a curated record. Bases 77 to 1594 code for a protein of 505 amino acids. Gene Ontology annotation, molecular function: 3'-5' exonuclease activity; nucleic acid binding. The transcript is spliced from 8 exons. Gene Ontology annotation, biological process: nucleobase-containing compound metabolic process. NCBI's taxonomy places the organism in Eukaryota, Viridiplantae, Streptophyta, Magnoliopsida, Poales, Poaceae.
AAACGCGCCCUUAGCCGAGUCGAGUCGUGUGCAUCGUGCUCCCCGUUCGCUUCGCGUCUCCCUCCCUCCCGCACCCAUGGACCCCGCAACGGCGCCACCGCCACCGCCACCGCCACCAUUCGCCGUGCACCUCGUCACCGGCGGCGGGUCCUCGCCGGAGCUCGCCCUCCUCCUCCGCUCCCUCGCCGCCGCCCGCGUCGUCGCCCUCGACGCCGAGUGGAAGCCGCGCCGCCGCGGUACCCCCGCCGCUGCCGCCCCUGCCGGGCCAGGUGAUGGCACCUCUCCGGCGACUGCGCCAGCGCCAGCGCCGCCGCAGUUCCCCACUGUCACUCUCCUCCAGGUGGUCUGCCGCAGUGGCGAUGGAGGCGAGGGCGAGGUGUUCGUCGUCGACCUCCUCGCCGUGCCGCUCGCUGAGCUGUGGGCGCCGCUGCGGGAUCUGUUCGAGCGGCCCGACGUGCUCAAGCUCGGGUUCAGGUUCAAGCAGGACUUGGUGUACCUCUCCGCCACCUUCGCGGCUGCACUUGGGCGGGAUGCCGGAUUCGGUAGGGUGGAACCUUUCUUGGAUGUUACCAACAUUUAUUACUACCUCAAGGGCCAUGACAGGCAGAAGAAGCUUCCAAAGGAGACCAAGAGUUUGGCAACAAUUUGUGAGGAGCUGCUCAGUAUCUCUUUAUCAAAGGAACUCCAGUGUAGUGAUUGGUCAUGCCGCCCCUUGAGUGAAGGGCAAAUACAAUAUGCUGCAUUGGAUGCCUACUACUUGCUAGACAUAUUUGAUCUGUUCCAACAAAAGAUAACAAUGGAAGGCAAAUGUUCAUCUACAACGGAACUAACUUCAGAUAGGCAUUGCUCAUCAAGUGUCAUAGAAUGCUCAUCUUCUGGAUAUGACAUUUGCUCUGGUGGUUACUUGAUGUCCAUAGUAACUAAGUACAGUGAGAAGAUCUUGUUGACGGAAUCUGGUACAAAACCACGGUCCUCAAGACGGAAAGAAAAAACGAAGCUUCCUACUAAUGCUAAAUGCAAGGAUAAGGUGGCUUGCUGUACUGAAUGGCAGGGUCCCCCUCCAUGGGAUCCUUCCAUUGGCGGGGAUGGGUACCCGAAGUUCUUGUGUGAUGUGAUGAUUGAGGGCCUAGCUAAGCAUUUGCGUUGUGUUGGAAUAGAUGCUGCCAUUCCAUCUCCAAAGAAACCUGAACCAAGGGAGCUAUUAAAUCAAACAUACAAGGAAGGAAGAAUACUACUAACACGGGAUGUCAAGCUCUUGAAAUAUCAGUAUUUAGCGAGUAACCAGGUAUACAGAGUGAAAAGCCUGCUUAAACAUGGUCAACUAGCUGAGGUAAUUAAUACCUUCCAGUUAAAGAUCUCCAAAGACCAACUUAUGUCAAGGUGUACAAAGUGUAAUGGUAGUUUUAUUCAGAAACCACUCACCCUUGAGGAAGCUGUUGAAGCCUCAAAAGGUUUCCAGGUUAUUCCCUUGUGCUUGUUCAACCGAAAUCUUGAGUUCUGGAAGUGCACCAAUUGCAAUCAACUCUAUUGGGAGGGAACUCAAUACCACAAUGCAGUUCAGAAGUUUUUGUCAGUCUGCAACAUCAGUGACUAAGCAGUUGGCCUUCUUGUGUCUGUAACCUACUGAGACUUCAUCACCUCUCGGUGAGAGAAAACUGGAAUAUCAUCUGAAUGAUCUUUGGCAUCCAAUUGCGUGUGAUGAAGCAGACCUCCUAUUGUAGUGGUUGUUUGUCCCUGAGUCGUUGUAAAUAGCCAAACAUGUUUCAGUUAUUGCCUUACUGCAACUAUUUUGAAACGUGUUCCUUUUGUUUUGUACAGAAAUAUAGACAAAAGAUGGAAUACCCAGUACAGUAUCUCUGUUCAAUUUCC